GUGUCAGACCGUUGGGUCACCAGGAUCAACAGGAAGUCUCGUCUCGAAUCUGUCAGACCAUCUUUCUUCAGUAAUCUACAACCCGCGUCGUGUAAAUAGAGUAGUACCUGUUUCAGUCGACUUGCCUCAUAGGAAUACACGUAGGCCUAAAAGUUUAUUGACUUCGGCUCCAUGACGGGAAUCUCUCUGGGUAGGCUGACGGAAGAAAGAAAAGCUUGGCGGAAGAACCAUCCUCACGGAUUUGUCGCCAGACCAGAGGCGAAAGAUGAUGGCUCCACGGACAUGAUGACAUGGAAGUGCGUUAUACCUGGGAAGAAGGACACGGACUGGGAAGGUGGCCAUUACCCUCUGACGAUACAUUUUACGGAAGAUUAUCCAUCGAAGCCGCCGAAGUGCAAGUUCCCUCCAGGGUUCUUCCACCCAAACGUCUAUCCGUCAGGCACGGUGUGCCUCAGCAUUCUCAACGAAGACUAUGGGUGGAGACCAGCCAUUUCUGUGAAGCAGAUUUUAGUUGGUAUUCAAGAGUUGUUGGACCAGCCUAACCCUGCAGACCCGGCUCAAACUGAUGCUUACCAGCUCUUCACACAGGAUUCGGUGGAGUAUAAAAGAAAGGUUCGAGAGCAGGCAAAGCAGUAUCCUUCUCUAAUUUGACUUUCUGCAGACCUACCGACAUGGUGUGUAUUGAAAGAGACCUGAUCAGGUCUAUAUGUUCAGCAGCAGCUCUGCAUGACAGAGCGGCAAGAAGCAAGCAGCCUUAAUGUACUGCACAUUCGUUUAGUAGCUAUUGGGCUUAGAACUAGUAUGGCUAGUAGGUAGAAUCCACUCUGUCAACACGAC
Messenger RNA from Closterium sp. NIES-67, 837 nucleotides. The record is from the annotation of a GenBank genome assembly. NCBI's taxonomy places the organism in Eukaryota, Viridiplantae, Streptophyta, Zygnematophyceae, Desmidiales, Closteriaceae.